AUGGCAAAAGGUGUGAAUCGCAUUUUUCCUGACAGAGCAGCUGACGAGACACACCAGCUUAAUACUACAAACAAGACGUUUCUAAUUGAGCCUCGGUGUACGGAAGUGACUCCUGUAGGCGAGCCGUUCAGCUGCGCAUCGAUUUGGCUUAACAAGGGCAGCAUCGGCGCAGGUCAAGUCGUGCAGAUCUUAAGCUGUGUUCGAUGGCCAGGUUACCAUCUGCGUCUUGGUAUCGUGCUGCGGAAACCGAUCGCAACAUGUCGGUCCAUUGCGCAGGUUGGUCAGCGAAGCCAGAGCGAAAAUGGGACUGAUUAUUUCAGAGUACGAAAGCCGAUAAUGACGGAGAGAGUGGUCGCCGUGUCGGACACCGUUUCGUUUCGGGGGGUGCUGCGACGGCUGUUGACCAUCGCCGGUCACCUGAGGUUGAAAGGUGGUGAAGGAGCGUGA
This is a messenger RNA of Soboliphyme baturini, 447 nucleotides long. Lineage: Eukaryota; Metazoa; Nematoda; Enoplea; Dioctophymatida; Soboliphymatidae. The record is from the annotation of a GenBank genome assembly.